AUGAGCUCUCCUGAUACUGAAGUAGAGACCUUCCAUGUUGAACGAAAACGUGGGUGCGCGGCCUGGGUAUGCAACCUCCUCUGGAUUGUGAGUGGGUCCUUCCUACCUGCUCUGCUCUGGUUUCUGCUGGCACUGGUGCUGUGCAUCACCAUUGUUGGUAUUCCCUUUGGAGUUCAAUGCUACAAGAUGGGCAAGCUUGCGCUUCUACCAUUCGGAUAUAAAGUCUGGCGAUGCUCUCGUUUGUAUCAUCAGCACAAGGAGCUCUAA
Perkinsus marinus ATCC 50983 is the source of this 267-nucleotide messenger RNA. RefSeq lists its product as hypothetical. Gene Ontology annotation, cellular component: plasma membrane. NCBI's taxonomy places the organism in Eukaryota, Perkinsozoa, Perkinsida, Perkinsidae. The record is from RefSeq and is a predicted model, not a curated record. The transcript is spliced from 2 exons. Bases 1 to 267 code for a protein of 88 amino acids.